Chilo suppressalis (striped riceborer) is the source of this 4020-nucleotide messenger RNA. NCBI's taxonomy places the organism in Eukaryota, Metazoa, Arthropoda, Insecta, Lepidoptera, Crambidae. The record is from the annotation of a GenBank genome assembly.
CUUAGGUUGAAACCAUUACAACACGCAUGAUGUAACCAUACAUUAAUUAAAACACUUGUAAACUUCUGAAUUUGGUAACAAUAAUCACAGGCCCUAAAUAACAAACGUUAAACAUUAAUCUCUAUACUCUAUGAUUUCAGUGUUGUCCAAAGCCACUAUCUAAACAUUUUUAAAAAGUUAUAGGAAAAUAACAAAAAUGGCUGAGGAACAGGAGGUGAUUCAAAUAGAAGUGCUGUGUAAACAGCUGUACGAGUCCCAGGACCCCGCGGUGCGAGAUCAGGCGGAGAAGGCUGUGGUUGCUUUCCAGGAGUCUCCAGACACAUUAAGCAAAUGCCAGGCGUUGCUGGAACGCGCCGACUCUAGCUACUCGCAGCUACUCGCUGCUACCACAUUAGCCAAGCUUAUAAACAGAUCCACGACCAGUCUGUCAAUACAGCAGAGGCUGGAUAUAAGGAACUAUGUUCUCAAUUACCUCGCAACAAGGCCCAAACUCGCCAAUUUUGUUAUUCAGUCCCUGGUGUCACUGUUCGCUCGCAUCACCAAGCUGAGCUGGUUCGACAUGCUCAAAGAAGAGUUUGUGUUCCACAACGUCAUGAAUGAUGUCGGUACAUUCCUACAGGGUCCAGCGGAAAUGUGCACAGUGGGUGUCCAACUUCUGUCACAGUUGGUCGUUGAAAUGAAUCAAGUCACAGAGGCAGAUGCCAACAGAUCGCUGGCCAAACACAGGAAGAUAGCUUCUUCGUUCAGAGACACGCAGCUAUUCGAAAUGUUCCGUCUCGCUUGCUCGCUGCUCGGCACCGCGCGAGUGAAGCCGCUAGACUUGAGCGACGAGUGUCAGCACUCUUUAAUAGCUUCUCUAUUGAGACUCGCACAUAAUUGUUUGACUUUCGACUUCAUCGGGACCACGAGUGAUGAGUGUUCCGACGAUUUGUGUACUGUCCAGAUCCCCACGUCGUGGCGUCCCACAUUCCUCGAAUCGAGCACAUUGGAUUUAUUCUUCGAGUUAUAUCACUUACUAGGGGGUGGUUUAGCAUCCCUUUCACUCGCCUGUCUCGUCCAACUAGCUUCCGUACGAAGAUCUCUGUUCAGCAACAAUGAAAGAGCCAAGUUCCUAACAAGACUGUGCGCAGGAGUGCUGAGGAUACUUGAGAAUACGCAGGGUUUAUCAGACCUCACGAAUUACCACGAGUUUUGCCGACUGCUCGCUCGCCUCAAGUCCAACUACCAGCUCGGGGAGCUCGUGAUGGUGGACAACUAUCCGAGGUUGGUCGAACUCAUCGCCAAGUUCACAGUGCAGAGUUUACAGAUGUGGCAGUUCGCCCCGAACUCUGUCCACUAUCUCCUGUCGCUAUGGCAACGCAUGGUGGCUUCAGUGCCAUACGUGAAGGCGUCGGAGCCCCAUCUGCUGGAGACUUACGCUCCCGGCGUGACGGCUGCGUAUAUAGGCUCCAGGCUGGACUCUGUGGCCUGCGUAUUGACGGAUGGCUUAGAAGAUCCACUGGACGACACGGGGACAGUUCAACAACAGUUGGAACAGUUGUCCGUGAUAGGCCGAUGCGAGUACGGAAAGACUUGUCAGCUUUUAGUGGCACAUUUGGAUAGAGCCGCGGCAGCUUAUAGUGUGGAGACUCAGCCGCAGAGAUUGCUUGUGUUACAUGGUCAACUAACCUGGUUGGUAUACAUAAUCGGUGCUGCGAUAGGCGGUCGCGCUUCAGUCAACACUUGCGACGAAAACGACGCCAUGGACGGAGAGCUGGUCUGCAGAGUUUUACAGCUGAUGGAUCUCACCGACUCCAGGCUGGCUAGGGGUGGUUGCGAAAAGUUGGAGUUGGCUAUGAUGUCUUUCUUCGAGCAUUUCCGCAAGAUUUAUGUCGGCGAGCAAGUGCAGAAGAACAGUAAAGUGUACCGGAGACUGAGCGAAGUGUUGGGACUCAACGAUGAGUCGCAGCUGCUGAGUGUGCUCAUGAGGAAGAUAAUAACCAACCUCAAGUACUGGGGUGGCAGCGAGCAAAUAAUAGCGAAAACGCUCGGCCUUUUAAGCGAUCUCAGCGGUGGUUACUCGUGCGUGAGGAAACUGGUCAAACUGGAGGAGACGCAGUUCAUGCUCACCCAUCAUACGGCGGAACACUUCCCCUUUCUGGGUAUAUCCGGUGUAGGCACAUCGGAAAUGCGAUGUCGAACUAUGUUAUAUACUGCUCUAGGCAGAUUGUUGAUGGUCGAGCUAGGAGAGGACGAGGAGAGAUUCCACGCAUUCAUGAUGCCCGUCACAGCCGCUAUGGAGAGUAUAAUAGGCCUCCUGGGGUCACCAGAGAGUCCAAUAUUCACAUCUGAGGAUGCCAAGAAGACGCUCAUUGGCUUAGCCAGAGAUCUCAGAGGAUUGGCGUUUGCUUUCAACACGAAGACAACGUAUAUGAUGCUGUUUGAUUGGAUAUAUCCUGUAUACAUGAAAGUAUUAAUCCGAGGCAUAGAAGUAUGGUAUUCAGAACCUUCAGUAACAACUCCUGUAUUGAAACUGACCGCUGAAUUGGCCCAGAACAGGAAUCAACGGUUACAGUUUGACGUGAGCUCACCGAAUGGAAUACUGCUGUUUAGGGAAUUGUCUGCUAUUAUAUGCGCUUAUGGCAGCCGCAUUUUAACAGUGGAAGUUAGCAAGAAACAAAUGUACGCGAUGAAGUUGAAAGGCAUCUCUCUCUGUUUCUCCAUACUGAGGGCAGCUCUAUGCGGCAACUACGCCAACUUCGGAGUGUUCAGGUUAUAUGGCGAUGAGGCUUUAGACAACGCACUAAAUAUGUUCGUCAAGUUAUUACUUAGUAUACAACAGAGCGAUCUAUUGGAUUAUCCAAAACUGUCUCAGACGUACUACGUAUUACUGGAGAGGUUAGCACAAGACCACAUGCCUUUCUUAGCGUCGUUACAUUCCGACGCCACCCUGUAUAUACUGUCCUCCAUAUCAGAGGGACUUACGGCAUUAGAUACAAGUGUAUGCACGGGUUGCUGUGGAACCCUGGACCACAUAGUUACACAUCUAUUUAAGCAAUUAGUACAGAAAUCUAGUAACAAGGCAUCGAACCCGCGCCAGCCCCCUCCAACCACUAGCAACAUGUUCAUAGAAGUUCUACAGAGGCGUCCGGAGAUCAUGCAACAAUUAUUGGCUACGGUUUUGAACGUGAUCAUGUUCGAAGACUGCUGCAACCAAUGGUCCAUGUCUCGACCCUUAUUAGGGCUGAUUCUCCUCAACGAGGAGCAGUUCUCCCGCAUCAGGGCGGAGAUGAUCGCGCAACAGCCGCGCGACAAACAACCGCAGCUGGCGCAGUGGUUCACCGCCCUUAUGGCGGGGAUAGAACCCACGCUACUCACUAAGAAUAGAGAUAGAUUCACACAAAACCUGUCUAUAUUCAGGCGGGACAUAAACGACUUACUUAAAGGCGCCACCGUCAACACCGCGUCAGUCAACGACAUGAUGACGUCAUAACUAUCCCGACUUCACGUUUGAACUGAAGCAAGCGAGUAUCGCACGCAAGUAUAGAAGUUAGCGGCUAAAGUCGCGUGAAAGUCUAAAUUCGAUCCGCCUUAUUGUAAAAUGUUGACUUAAGUUAAACCUGGGGGAGUACCGCCUAUCGGUAUUGCUAUAGCUAUAGCAUAUGAUUUUAUUUUUUUAUUUGUGACUGCCGAAGUUUGUUUUUGCAUUGGCAAUUACAAUAUUAAAGGAAAUGAGCGCGAGGUAUUUGAAGACAGAUAUAACAAAAUGAAGUCAUAAGAUAUCCCGCUAGGCUUCUUGGAUUAAUACUGAUGCUGCCACUUUUGUUUGCUAAAAAGAUGACAGAGACAACAUUAGGUUUAAACCAAGACUAACUUUAGUCCGCGAUUUAGAAUAAGGUGGUAUGUGUGCACGCAAAAAUCGCACGCAAACACAAGACAUUAGCGGUUACAAUCGCGUCGUCAAAAAAGGUUGUUUUGUGAGAGAUCUGUGCUAGUUUUGGAAGUACUUUUUAUGGGGAAUUGAGGAUCCGUAACGAUUUU